Messenger RNA from Athalia rosae (coleseed sawfly), 1931 nucleotides. RefSeq lists its product as uncharacterized. The transcript is spliced from 5 exons. Bases 1 to 1920 code for a protein of 639 amino acids. Lineage: Eukaryota; Metazoa; Arthropoda; Insecta; Hymenoptera; Athaliidae. The record is from RefSeq and is a predicted model, not a curated record.
AUGGCCAGAAUGCUAGCCAAAGUGAAUCCCGAAGAUUGGGCGCAGUUUGUCGUCAACCGUGGAAACGUCGAGGGUGAAAAUAAAUCUCCGGCGUCGUCGAAGUCCUCCCCUACUCAACAUAAACGAAAGCAGAGCUUGGGCGCGAAUUAUCCCGCUUGUCCUUCGACGCUGACCGGUAAAAACGCUGACCAAAAUGGUCAGGAAAUGAAAUCGAAAAAUUCUUCUCCCUUGUCAAGAUUUCCCAUCACUUCCCCGCAAGUUAAAAUUCACUCAAUGACGAGAUCCUCGACUGCGGAAGCAGAAAACGCAGGACACGCCGGCGAGAAAUGUAGAAGCGAAGUUUCGGAGAAUCGCAACGUGGUCGUAUCGUCGACGGUCGUUCCUACGGGCAGCAGCAGCGUGACGGUUUCCGUACUCUGUCCCGAAGUUGCCAAUUCGAAGGCGAGAAAGAUUUUUUGGGCGCGCAACCCGCCGCCCCUCCAGGAGAAAAACGGGGCUGAUUGCAAUCCGCAGAAAAGCACUACCGCGGAAUUCACCGAGGCGAUGGAUACUUCGGAGAAGAAUGAUUUCUGGCCAUUACUCCCCGUUGAUGCUGCGAGGAAAUCUCGCUACGAAAACGGAGGGCUCUGCUUCCUCCCGAUUCCCGGAGGUAGAGAAAAAUCCGACAUCGUAAGUGAAAGGGUCGGUAAAAUCCAGGAUGCGAAAAAUCGACCCCCUUGUACCGCCGCGAAGAACGUUCAGGCGAAAAAUUCUAUGACUAGCAAAGAUCCGACGAUCCUCAAGGACAAUCAACCCGAUCGUUCGACCGAAUCGAACAGAGAAAUCGCCGAGCAAACGUUCCGCAAUGACCAGAAUAUCGUGGCUAAAAAACAAUGCGAAAGCCGAGUUUCGAACAUGUACAGCGAGAAAUCCGAAGUGAUCAAAUAUUUGCAAGGAAAUCAAAUAUUGAGAGAUUUUCUUCUGCGUGACGAAAAAAGGGUUUUUGAUCACGCCGAGCUCGACGUGAUUCUCGCACAUUAUUCUUCUCUGAAAGGGGUGAAAAUAGCGGCAGCCGCUGACGAUUCCUUCGGGAAUUCAUCGAACUCCGAAUCAUGGAAGCAUCAGCAGCAUCUGCUGGCGUUGAAUUUACAUCUGAAAUUGCAACGGUGCGUGGAAAAAUUCGGUAACUCCCAACAGAUCGAGUCUCUCCGGAAAUUAAAACCUCUGAAUCAAUCUGAAACUGAUUCGAACGGAGAUCGGAACAACGGGGCAUCAUCCGGCGACGUGGACCACGCCAGGAGCGAGCGAGAUGUGGGUGUCAACGAAUCUGGAAUCAGUGGAAAUGAGGGAGGAAAAAUUCGGGAGUCGACAGCGCCGUCGUCGGAUAAAAAUCAACUCCUCACCGACAUUAAAACGGAAGUUGAAGAGGAACCGGAGCCAGUCGCCGAGGUUCCGCAAGAAAAUCCGUCGAACGAAGCGCGUCCUCAGAGUGGCAGAAUGAUCGAUCCGAUGGUUUACCUGGUUCAGGCGAAGAUUCAGUCCGCAACGUCGGAACUGACUCACCAGUUAAAGCUGCAAAAGCUCGAGUUAGAAGAAAAGGAACUGAAGGUGAAGAUAGCGGAGAUGACGGUCCAGGAAACUAAACUUCGGAUCGAAAGCAUCGUCGAAGAAAAGCUCAGAGCCAAAGAACUUCACGAUUUGCGCCUCGGUCAAAUCGCCGCCGAAAAAGCUCGAGCGGAGGCGGAACACACGGCGCGUAUCGAAGCGGCUUGCGUCGCGACGGCAGUGAGUCGUGCUCGAAUUACAAACGUAGAACGAGACAGGGAGCGUUCGGAAGGGCUUCAUCAACUGCAACUGCAACGUUUCAGAUCCCUCACUGCGAAUUCCAACAACGCGAACGGCAUGAGCAACCUAAAUUUCAGACAAUACCAGCAACAGUAGAUUCCGCAACG